CCAAAAAAGGCUUGGCCUUGCCACCUCCUCCUUCACUGGCGUUGUCGCGAGCUUUCGAGAUACAAAACGGCCGACAAGGUGUCCUAGAAGAUUAUUGAGAAACAAUGGCUAUUCCAUUCUCCAACACCACCCAACGCAUUCCUCCAGGAUUUGCAAAUCUGCUCGAAGGGCUUGCCAGGGAAGUCUUGAGGAACCAGCCUGAAGAUAUACCAACGUUUGCAGCCAAAUAUUUUGAAACUCUCCUCAUCGAAAGAGAAAAAACUGGGUAUGAUCCAAGUGAAUGGGGAGCAAAGCUGGAUGACCGAUACUACAAUAACCGUGCUUUCAAUGAACUUGCACCGCCAGGAGGUGGUGAUAAAUCAGAGGAGAAGAAGGAAGAACCUGCUACAGAGUCAGAGGCGGCAAUCCAAAAACCACUAGUUGAGGGAAGUGGUGUUAGUUUAACAGAAGAACAAGCUGCUACAAAAAUUCAGGCCACUUACAGAGGAUACAAAACAAGAAAAGAAGGGAAAAGCCCAAAAGAAGAACUGGAAGACAGGGAGGAAGCCGGAAAGGAAGCCGAGAAAGUGGAAGAGCCGAGUGAGCCUGAUAAAAAAGAGCCACAGUAAAUGAACACAGCAAUCCUGCCAGCAGUCAAGUUUUAGAACUGGCUGAAGGCAAAGUCCCAUUGGUCUGCUUUAGAAGCAUGAGCCAAGUUUAUUAAAUGAACCAUAGCCUUUUAAAAUGCACCAUGUUGUUCUUGAUGCUUAUUGGCCAAUCAGUAAACAUGUGUUUAAUGCACAAGGUCAUUUUGGAGUGAUGGAUGGCUACUACCUGACUUGAGCUAUAGUGAGACUUCCACCAUUCCAUCCUUUCGGCUACAUUAAAGAGGAAAAAGGUAUAAGGUCUUAUAGCUCCCUUAGGGCUUACCUGCACAGCAUUUUAGUUACAAAGCUAUUGUGCUCUGGAUGUAAAUGCCAGUUCAGACUAUCAGCACUUUCUCAUGCAGCCUGCAUAGGCCAUUUCGUCAAUAUGCUGACCUCAUUCGCACAUAGUGACAACCUUGAGUGUGGGUUAUCGUUGAAUCAUGGGUUGUCAUUAUGUGCGAGAACCCUGCACUAUGAUUUUACUUUGGGAGGUUAACCACGAACAACCCAGAGUUCACAACCCAAUGACAGAGUGUGGUUUUUCUUUCUGAGUUGUUCGUGAAUUCUGAACACAGAAGCCAAAAUGUCAGAGGUUUUGGUAAGUGUCGUAACCAUUGAUUUAUGGAAAAAGUCAAUUUGGGACUGCAGCCAACUGGAUGGAAUUUACACAAUUGUGUGGCACAGUGGCUCUUUCUCUGCAAUCCCACCUCUCCCUCCCUCCCUCUUUCUCACUCUGUGCCACCCCUUCUCUGUGGGUUGCAUAAAAUUAGGGCCAUGUGAAAUUAGACCACAGGCUGCAGCUUCCUCGCCCCAGAUCUAGGUGUAUCCUAGUUUUUCGUCUCAUACUUAAGCUACUUUUGAAAAUGCUUUACUUUUGCCUCAUACUUCUGUAAACUUACCUUCUGUUGAUUCUUGCUAUGCCCAUCAUCUUGUUCUCUCCCAUUUCCUUUUAUAUGUCUUGUCAUCUAUAGUGAAGCCAUUUGAUAUCAGAAUUUCUUUUUUAAAAAUGGCCUUUAAUUUGUAAUUUUAUGGUUUUUAUAUUGUAUUUGUUUGUACGUUUGUUUUUUUAAGUCGCGUACCCCACCCUGGGAUCCCUUGGGAGUCAGUUUAGACUGACUGACAGAUCUAUCCAUUCUCUCAGAUAAAAGAUGGAAAAUAUUUACCUAGUUUGUGUUGUCUUCAGUUGACCUUUUUGGUGUCGUUACUCAACAUUCUUGAUCAGAAGCUAGGAGGAUAUGAUAUGACAUGAUUUUUACAGAUGUGAUUAUGGAAUUAUUCUGGAGUCCAAAACAGACACAAUUUCUUUGCUUGUUUUGUGUGUCUUUGUAUUUUGAAAAUUAAUAAAAUAAUAAUAAUAAUU
Elgaria multicarinata webbii is the source of this 1986-nucleotide messenger RNA. RefSeq names its product sperm surface protein Sp17-like. The record is from RefSeq and is a predicted model, not a curated record. Lineage: Eukaryota; Metazoa; Chordata; Lepidosauria; Squamata; Anguidae. The transcript is spliced from 5 exons. Gene Ontology annotation, molecular function: calmodulin binding. Gene Ontology annotation, biological process: binding of sperm to zona pellucida. Gene Ontology annotation, cellular component: membrane. Bases 105 to 608 code for a protein of 167 amino acids.